Molecule: messenger RNA, 949 nt
Organism: Mya arenaria
Lineage: Eukaryota; Metazoa; Mollusca; Bivalvia; Myida; Myidae
Exons: 2
Coding region: 22-486 (154 amino acids)
Source: RefSeq, a predicted model, not a curated record
UUAGUCUACAAAAUACUCUCAAUGAAACCUUUGCCUUCUGAAAUCCUUAGACACAACACAUCGACAUGUGCGUUGUUCCUGCCAGAUGAACUUCCCAUUUUACCAAAGGAACUACAGUACGAACUGAUUUGCGAAGAAGCAUCGGAAAGAUUACCCGUAGUUGCCGUCGAUUCGAAAGUCCUUCGCUACUACUUGCUGUACAGAAUUCACGAGAAACUCGGGAACAAGCACCAAAUGAAGGUCUCGCUUGCUUUUCUGGGCGGCACCAUGGGAUAUGACCCAAAAUUGUGUCAUCUUGACACUGCAAAUAACCUGAUGGGUUGUAUCUUUAGAGAAAUGGGUGAAACUACUGGAGCUCUUGAAUGCUUUGUCAAGUCUCUUAAAAAGAAUUCGAAAAGAACUGUUGCCAUAUGGCAUAUACUGAUAACUUGUUUUGAUUCUUACAUCAAGUUAGGUCUUGACAAAGCUUAUAUGCAAUCAAGCUGAAACAGAUCGAUCCAAUAUCAGUUCGAUAUCAUGUAGGGUUCGGUUGACCUUUGCGGAAGCAAAAACAAGUGGAUGGUACUGAAAAGGGUGCAUUAUUGUCGUACCUUUGUCUACAAACUCGACUUAGGGGAAAAGGUGCAUAAGUGUUGAAAGCUAAAUAUCACAUGAAUAAGAUCAGUAUAAAUUAAACCAGGAACAGUUGACGGAAUCUCUCGUUAUUGAUGUUUGUUCUUCUUAUUAUUAUGGAAAUGGACGCUAUAUUCCUAUUAUUUUAUCAACUCUGUACGUUAUACACAUAGUAAUCCCAAAUGUGGAUCUGUAUUCAACCGUACAUAUAUACUUGUCAAGUUGCUGGAAGAAUGGUAGAAGCCCAGAGUAGCCUGUCCAGCAAACAAAAUAUCGGGUUAGGACGUUGUUUAAUGAAUUGUCAUUAAAUCUGAAGGCAAUCUGCAAAACGAACAUC